AAAAAAAAAAAACGAAAACAAAAACAAAAACAAAAACAAAACAAAACGGGGCUGGGGAUUUAGCUCAGUGGUAGAGCGCUUACCUAGGAAGCGCAAGGCCCUGGGUUCCGUCCCCAGCUCCGGAAAAAAAAAAAGAACAAAAAAAAAAAAAAAAAAAACAAAACAAAACAAAAAAGAAACAAAAAAACAAAAAACAAAAAAGUGACUGGGUAAGAAGAUGUCUUAAUGAGUCAAAGUGCUUGCUGACACACGUAAGGACCUGAGUUUGACCCCGGGGGAGGGGGGACUCAUUCUCACACUUUCUCUGUGGGUGUACAUCCGUCCCACACUCUCAAACAAACAAUUAUAAAAUACAGCAGUGCAGGCCUUUCAUGCAAGCCCUCUGGAAGCAGAGGCAUGUGGAUCUUUGUGAGUUCGAGGUCAGCCUGGUUUACACGGAGAGUUUCAAGCCAGUCAGGACUCCACAGACUCUGCCUCAGAAAUAAUACUAAUAAAAAUGAAUUUUAAAAAGACUGUUAAAUAGCUCUUCCACAGGAGGCCUACAAGCCGCCGCUUGUGCCGCCGCCAUGUCCCUAGUGAUCCCCGAGAAGUUUCAGCACAUCCUGCGAGUACUCAACACCAACAUCGAUGGGCGGCGGAAAAUAGCCUUCGCUAUCACUGCCAUUAAGGGUGUGGGGCGGAGAUACGCUCAUGUGGUGUUGAGGAAAGCAGACAUUGACCUCACCAAGAGGGCUGGGGAGCUCACGGAGGACGAGGUGGAGCGUGUGAUCACCAUCAUGCAGAACCCACGACAAUACAAGAUCCCUGACUGGUUCUUGAACAGACAGAAGGACGUGAAGGAUGGGAAGUAUAGCCAGGUUCUGGCCAACGGUCUAGACAACAAGCUGCGUGAGGACCUGGAGCGGCUGAAGAAAAUCCGAGCCCAUAGAGGGCUGCGCCACUUUUGGGGCCUUCGUGUCCGGGGUCAGCACACCAAGACCACUGGCCGCAGGGGCCGUACUGUGGGUGUGUCCAAGAAGAAAUGAGUCUUUGGGCCUUUGCUGUUAAUAAAUAGUUUAUAUACCACAAAAAAAAAAAAAAAAAAGACUGUUAAAUAGCCCUCAGCCCUGUCAGUCCUGUUCUGUACAGGCUAGGUGCUCAGAGAGACUUGCUCUUGAAUGUGGGGGCACUGGGGACAGAGCCCAGUUGUGAGGGCACUGGGGAGGCGAGCCCACUCAGAUGUACGUGCCAGGCCAGCUCAGUGCCUUGUGGACAUCAGCCACUCCAGCAGGCACCCAGUUCAGCCUGGAAAAGAAGAGCUCUGCACAUUAAUUUAAAAACAUUUAUUUAUAGGCUGGAGAGAUGGCUCAGCGGUUAAGGGCACUGACUGCUCUUCCAGAGGUCCUGAGUUCAAAUCCCAGCAACCACAGGGUGGCUCACAACCAUCUGUAAUGGGAUCUGAUGCCCUCUUCUGGUGUGUCUGAACUUACAUAAAACAAACAAAUAAGUGUUUAAAAAUAUUUAUUUGUGAGUAUGGGGUGGAAAUUAGAGGACAGUCUUUAGGAGUUGGCUCUCACCUGCAUCCUGUGGAGCAGGGUCUCCUGUUUCCACUGCUGUGCUGAAUAUUGCAGGGUAGCUGGUCCCCAGGCUCUGGGACUACUCUACUGUCUCUAGGCCAGCGCAUGUGGUUUUUAUAUGGCUUAUAUGGGUUCUGGAGAAACACCAGGACUGUGUGGCUAGUGAGUGCUUUUACUAGAUGAACCAGGGGUCUUCGGUUCUCAGAAGAGAAGGGGCAGGACAAUGGAGGAGGAGCUGUGUGGGGGAGGAACUGGGAGGAGGGCGGCGGAUAUUGGGAUGUGAAGAGAAUAAACAAAACUUUAGCCGGGGGCUGGAGAGAUGGCUCAGCGGUUAAGAGCACUGAAUGCUCUUCCAGAGGUCCUGAGUUCAAUUCCCAGCAACCACAUGGUGGCUCACAACCAUCUGUAAUGGGAUCUGAUGCCCUCUUCUGGUGUGUCUGAAGACAGCUACAGUGUACUCACAUAUAUAAAUAAAUCUUAAAAAAAAAAAACCCUUUAGCAUUAUGUGUUCGUGUGUCAUCCAUGACACAUGCGUGGCCACAGCAGACUCGUGGAGGUCAGAGGGCAACUUUGUGUUGUCAUUUCUCUCCUUCCAUCUUUCUGCGUGUUCCUGGGAUGAAACUCGGGCCACUAGGCUUGUGGCCCGUGCCUUUAACAGCUGAGCCGUCCCGCUGGUUCUGCAAGUUAAUUUCUUUUUCUUUUUUUUUUUUUUGGUUCUUUUUUUCGGAGCUGGGGACCGAACCCAGGGCCUUGCGCUUCCUAGGUAAGCGCUCUACCACUGAGCUAAAUCCCCAGCCCCGAGAUAAAACUUUUUUAAAACUUAUGUUUAUUUAUGUUGGUGAUUUGACUGCAUGUAUGUGUGUGAGGGAACAGGAGUUGCAGACAAUUGUGAGCCAUGUGGUGGUGGCUGGGAAUUGAACCCAGGUCCUCUGGGAGAGCAGCCCUUGCUCUUAACUGCAGAGCCAUCUCUCAGCCUCUGUAAAAGGACACUUUAUUCACUAGUUCAAUCACUUACUUAGUUUACAAGUGUUUAAUGAGCUCCAGUGGGAACGAGAUAUACCAGCUGCCCAUGGUGAGCCACAAGCCAAAUCCUGGCUCUCCACCCUGGUCUGCGCUAUGUUCUCCAGGGAUGUGCUGGACUUUGUCAGUCUGACCAUGUGACCUAGAUCCCCAGACUCUAUGAAACUCAGGGCGAGGGUGGCAGCCCUUCCUAUAAUUCAAGCCUCAGAAGGUGGAGAGAGGGGUUGGAUCCCGGAAAUUGCUGUCUGGCAAGCCUAGCCCUGUGAGGGAGCGCUGGGUUUGACUGAAAGAUCCCGCUUUGAUGAGUAUCCUCGGGCCUCUAUGCAGACGCGCACUCACAUACAUGUAAAUCCAUACACGUGUAGAUAUGGAUACAGACACACACAUGUACACAUAAAUGUAAAAACGUGCCAAAGGACGAAAAUAAGAUUCUUUUCACCAUCUAUCCUCAAAAGUAUGAUUUUCUACACUGCUAUAUAUUUAUUUGUUUUCUUUUUUCUCUAUGUCUAUGUGUGUGUGCUUGUCUUAAAAAAAUCUCUGUACCUGUGUGUGCUCUGGUAUGUGGAGGUCAGAGGCCAACUUCGGGUCUUGGCUUUGCCUUCCGGCUUGAGAUGGUUUCGUCUCGCUAGCCACUGUGUAUGUCAGGGUAGCUGGCCUGUGAGCUUCCGAGAUUUCUCCACCUAGGAGGGCUGUGAUUACAGACACUUACUCCGUGUCAUGCUGGGGGCCUGAGCUCAGGUCCUCCUGUCUGUGCGGCAGGCACUUUACUCACAUAGGUACGUUUGGGUUUCUCGUCUGUAUUUCUACUGACCAUCUCAGCCUUUCCUCCAGUGGGAACGAGAUAUACCAGCUGCCCAUGGUGAGCCGCAGUCUGAUCCUGGUUCUCCCACAGUGAGCCGCAAGCCGAAUCCUGGCUCCACUCCGGCAUGAGCUGAGAAAACCCACUACCAUAUCUCAGGCUGAUUCGCCUGGGAAAACGAACAGCAGUGUGUAUUAGUUAAUCCAUGACUCAGUCCUUACUGCCCGGGCAUGUCUAACCUAAUGGUUUCCUUUUGAAUCCGUUUUGAUUCCUAAUUCCUGUUACAACACCUGACUACGUCUUCCUAAUCUAGUUUAGCUUUUCCUUCUCUACACUGGCUUUUUUUUUUUUCCCUUCAGGAUCAGAGUCUUGGAUGAGUCUAGUUUUGCCCAGUCAGGGAGACGCUUGCUUUUCAAGCAUGAAAAACAGUGCUCACAGAGAAGCUGAGGAUUCUGGCAUGCUCCUGUAACCACAGAGGGUGGAGGCAGGGGGCUACCCAGUGUAAAAUCCUGUCUCAAAAGGAACAGUGGAGGGCCGGCUGGAUAGAUCUGUGGACAAAGGUGCCUCAGGACCUGAGUUCAAUCCUGGAGCUCACCUAAAGGUGGAAGGAGAAAAUCAGCUCCUCAAAGUUGUUCUCUGAUCUCCACAUGUGUACCACAGUAUGUGCGUGUACACACACACACACACACACACACACACAAGCACAUGCAUGCAUUCAUAGAACUCCUGUCAACAGGGCCCGGCCACUACAGAGGGAAUUCCCAGCAUGACCUCAUCUUUUUCUGAGGACCCAGAGCAAUCCCUGCUUAGAUGAACACCUUUAUCCCCGUCUCCAGCACAGUCUGCCCUCCACUCCCUGGUCAUUUCCUGCUAUGAAUGUACACAUCCAGUGUCUGCUUCUUGGAGCAGAGAGCGCCUUCCUCAUUCACCUUUGUGAUCCCAGGAGAGCUGGGGUCACAAAGGUGAACAAUUGGACCUGCCGAGUCUUUGGGUUUCCUGGGAAGCCCCCUUCCAUCCUUGAAUCUGGAAUCAGACGAGCUGCUAUCCCCUCUUCUUUCUUUGUAUUAAAAGAACAAAACAAAACAAAACAAACAAACAAACAAAAAAACCCCGGGGGGUUGGGGAUUUAGCUCAGUGGUAGAGCGCUUGCCUAGGAAUGGGUUCGGUCCCCAGCUCCAAAAAAAAAAAAAAAAAAAAAAAAAAAAAACGGAAAAAAACCAGAGCCAAGUUUUGAAAAGAAAAACCACAGAUUCUGCUAUUCCUCAGAGGAAAUGUUAUCAAAGAUAAUCGUCAUGGGGACACAACGCUUGUUCCUCUGAGAUGCACUCCAGCUCUCCCCUUCAGUUUUCUAAGAAGCCAGUUCCCUUCCUGUACACUAGAGAGGCGUCUGUUCCUCUGCAGGGCCCGGCUUUCUGGGCUGAUCCGAUUGGUUUCUUCAUGCAGGGAUUCGUGCUUUAGGACUUGAGGAGUGGAUGCUCUCCUUCCUUCCACAUGUGGGGUCUUGGGGACCAAACUCGGGUCAUCAGGCUCGGUGGGAAGUACCUUUAUCAGCCGAACUAUCACUUUUAAUUAUCGAUUUCAGGAUUAGGACCUGGUAUUUUGCGAUUUUAGUGGUAGCAAAUGCACACUUCUCCCUUUCUUCUUUUUCUUUCUUUUUUUAAAAAAAUUUUGUUUUUUUCAAUACAGGGUUUCUUUGUAUAGCCCUGGCUGUCCUGAAACUUGCUCUGUAGACCAGGCUGGCCUUGAAUUUCGAGAUCCCACCAUCUCUCUCCUGAGGCCUGGGAUUACAGACACGCACCAUCACCACCGGGCUCAUAGUUUUCUUUUUGAAAACCUCGCUAUGGUGCUGGGGAUAUGCCUCAUGGGUUGAGAGGACUCGGGCUGCUUUUGCUGAGGACAGGGGUCCAAUUCUCAGCACCUAUUUGGAGGUUCACAAUCUUCUGAAACUCCAGUUCCACGGGACCUGAAACACUCUUUGGCCUCCAUGGGGAGACCCUCAUGGUGCAGAGGCGUAUAUGAAGGCACCUUUACAUACAAUAAAAUAAAAACAAGUGAGAAUAUGAAUUGAUUUUAUUUACUCAAUAGUUUACAACUCACUGCAGGGUUUUUUUGUUUUGUUUUUGUCUUGACUGCUGGGAUCAAAGGACUGCUCUCCACACUGCCCACUUUUACAUUUAAUGAAAUGAGGCAAGUGGAGAAAUCUCUUCCAAACGGCUUUUUGACCGUGUCUCAACCUCCCGCACACCAUCCCAUCCCAAUAACUUUGAGCUGAGCAUGAUGGGUCCCACACGCCCGCACCCCGGCUUUGGUGGGUCCCACACGCCCGCACCCCGGCUUUGGUGGGUCCCACACGCCCGCACCCCGGCUUUGGUGGGUCCCACACGCCCGCACCCCGGCUUUGGUGGGUCCCACACGCCCGCACCCCGGCUUUGGUGGGUCCCACACGCCCGCACCCCGGCUUUGGUGGGUCCCACACGCCCGCACCCCGGCUUUGGUGGGUCCCACACGCCCGCACCCCGGCUUUGGUGGGUCCCACACGCCCGCACCCCGGCUUUGGUGGGUCCCACACGCCCGCACCCCGGCUUUGGUGGGUCCCACACGACUGUAUCCCCGGCUUCGGAAGCUGAGAUAACAGCUGCAGACUGGAGCCAGAUUGGGUGAUGAGUUCUCUGCCAGCCUGAGCUACACAAUGAGAUCCAGCCUCAAAAACCCAACAAGUCAACAACAAAAACGAUCAAGAUGGCUCCUAGGCUUGGGAGUCGUCUUUGUUUUCUGGAACAAGCUUCUCCACUCCCACUUGGAUUCUGAAACCAGCCCUUUUCUACAGAGCCUGUUGUUUGUGGUGUGGACCCAAGAUCUGGGUGCAUUGCUACUGGAGUGUGAUGUUCUUAAAUAGCACAAAUACCCGACCUUCGAUGAGUGCCAGGGAGCUAGCUUUUCUCUUCCCUGUCCUUUAUCUUCCUCCUGCUUGUUGGACUGCAUGCUCUAGCACAGGGCCACAACCCCAGUUCCUAUUACUCCCUAGACUCUGGAUAACUUACUUCUUUCUUCCAAGGACUUUAUUCUAAAUUACUGUGUCUCUGUGUGGACAUGUGCAUGUGAACACAGGCACCCCAGGUCUGUGUCAUGGGGUCCAGCUGGAACUGGAGUCAGAGUGAGACACUGGAUGUGGGUGCUGAGAACCAAUCCAGGGUCCUCGAGAACAGUACGUGCUCUCUACUGCGCCACUGCCUUGGAUUUUCUCCCUAACUCCCACACAGUGAGGCACAUCGUCCCCUCUGUUCUCACCUGGCUCUCCCGGAGAUGACACCAAAUCCGUCCACAGUGCCCCACAUGAGAGCAGGGCAUACGCAGGUAAUAGGACACACCUGUAGUCCUAGCUGCUUACACCGACACAGGAGGAUCACUUGAAUCCAGUUGUUUGGAGCUGACCUUGAUUGUGUCCAGGCGUCAUGUGUGUGGGGGUGUGUGUGUGCGUGCGUGCGCUCUCACACAGGUGGAGCUUGAUGCUGGGGUGCUUCCCAAUUUAAAUUUUUCGAGGAGGGGUUUUUCUGCCCCCCACCCCCAGCACACAUGUAGCCCAGCUUCUGUGGGCACUGGGAUCCCUGUGCUUGUGUGGCGAGCACUUUAUGCACAAGACCACCUCAUUGUCCCAAAACUCUAAAAAAAAAAAAAAAACCAAAACCCCAAACCAAAGGCAGGCAUGGUGGUGCACAGCUUUAAUCCCAGCACUUGGGAGGCAGAUGGAGGAGGAUCUGGUCUACAGAAUGAGUUCCAGGAAAACCAGGGCUGUGAUAGAGAAAUCCUGUCUCGACCCUUAACACCCCCGCCCCCAACAAACAAACAAAACCAAACCAGGUCUGGAGGUACACCUGUAAUUCCAGGACUUGGAAGGCAGGGGCAGGAGACUCACUUGAGGCUACUCUGGGCUGAACCUCUCCUCUUCACAAGGGCCUGGAACCUGGGAUUAGUUCAGUGGUAGAACAGGGAGCCUGGGUUGGAUGCCAAGUACUACACACUACGACUCUAAUAUAUAAAAGUGUAAAGCACAAAACAGCAGCGGCCUGCCCAUCACUUGCCUAAAGCACAGGACCACUGGCAAGGCUUGGUAAGCCAGUCACAAAGAGCCUGGGGCAAGCAGUGUCAAGGGAGUCAGGUGAUCACAACCUGAGGUGUUGAGCAGCCCACCACUCUGUGAUGGCCCUCGCCCACUCGACUUCUGGGUCACAAGCCUCCAGGUACACCUGUGGGGAUCACCCAGCUUCUGAGCGUGCCCGAGGAGGAUUCUGUCGAUUAGGGUAACAGUGGGACACACAUUACAUAAACGUGGGUUGCAGCAAUCCCUCGGUACAGGAUAGGAGACUGAACUGGCAGCAGUUGAGAGUCUGGAGGUCCCCAGCAAACAGCCAGGUCCCCAGCAUCCCAUCCCCACAGAUCCCUGGUAGAAUUUGGGAAUGUAGCUCACUUGGCGUUUGCCUAGCAUGCAGGAAGUCCUGGAUCCGAUCCCUCAGACCAUAUAAACUAAGUGUGAUGAUUCAUGUUCACAAUCCCAGCACUCAGGAAGCAAAGGCAGGAAUCAGACGUUCAAAGACCCGCUCAGGAGACCCUAUCUAAUUAGUUCUUGGUGGGGAUGAGGCUGGUUUCAGCUGAGCUUUGUGAAGCUCAGGCCCCUCACGAAGCCCUUAGGUAGUGUUUUCCGAGGCUCCACAGGACUGGUUCAGGGCUGCUGCAGACUGGACUGGAGCCAAGGUGUUGGCGUCCUUGGUUCAUCUCCCAAAGUGCCUACUCAGACCUGGGUGUCCUGAGCCUCCUGCAGGGUAGACCUUACUGGAGGUGCUCGGGACACAUGCAGUCAAGGACAGAAGGGGACGACAGUAGUGACAGGGUUUUCAUUUUAGGGUAUUUCACAAAUACCCAACACAACCUUAGAGGCCAUCUCUGUUGGUCCCAUGGAAGGAGUGGGAUCCUUCACAGCCCCACUUCCUCCUUUGACACUCAGUCCUUCCGCUGAAUGGGAGGGAGAGCUGCCAGAGGGCACGAAAGACAAGCUUCCCUCCGUGUCGGGCUGGCGAAUGUUUGGGCCCACAGAGUGGCUGCUGGUGCUACCAAGGGCUGCUGCUGGGUAGAGAUAACAACAUAGGAAGGGCGGGGUGGCAGACCUUCCCCAGAGCAGCGCCUUCACACAAACAAUGAGCGGCAGCCCUGGCCAGAGCAGGAGGUGAUUCAUCUCCCCCACUGCGUGGAUCCUGCUGGCCACACUCACUGGGCACUGAGGGGCUGGGGCGGCCUUGGCCAGGUGCCCACACUUUGCUCCUGCCCUGGGCAGGUUGGGAAUCACCCAGCCCUCUGUUAUCUGGCCUGAUUUCAAAAGCCUGGGUGUGUAUCAUAAGCAGUGUGGGGAGUGUUUAACUGCACCCAAGAGAGCAGCGGCCUCUGUUAUUGCCGGAGAAUUGUUCAGAACUGGUUUCUGGAUCAGGAGAAUAGGAAAAUAGACAACAGGAAAGGUUAUGUGUGUGGCCCCUCCUUGAGCUCCCACCUGCCCACGCCCUGGGCAUACACUGGGAAUGACCAUGGCAGCUCCCUGGGCUAC
This is a messenger RNA of Rattus norvegicus (Norway rat), 8965 nucleotides long. Lineage: Eukaryota; Metazoa; Chordata; Mammalia; Rodentia; Muridae. The record is from RefSeq and is a predicted model, not a curated record.